Molecule: messenger RNA, 2868 nt
Organism: Bubalus bubalis (water buffalo)
Lineage: Eukaryota; Metazoa; Chordata; Mammalia; Artiodactyla; Bovidae
Gene: CLCA1
Product: chloride channel accessory 1
Exons: 14
Coding region: 16-2739 (907 amino acids)
Biological process (GO): chloride transport
Molecular function (GO): intracellularly calcium-gated chloride channel activity
Source: RefSeq, a predicted model, not a curated record
GGGCGAUGUACAGCAAUGGGGUCAUUUAAGAAUUCUGUUUUCAUCUUGGUCCUUUACCUUCUGGAAGGGGCCCUGAGUGAUUCCCUCAUUCAGCUGAAUAAUAAUGGCUAUGAAGGCAUUGUCAUUGCAAUUGACCCUAAUGUACCAGAAGAUGAAACACUCAUCCAACAUAUAAAGGAUAUGGUGACUGAUGCAUCUCCAUAUCUGUUUGAGGCUACAGAAAAAAGAUUCUAUUUCAAAAAUGUUGCCAUUUUGAUUCCUGAAAAUUGGAAAACAAAACCUGAAUAUGUGAAACCCAAACUUGAGACCUACAAAAAUGCUGAUGUUCUGGUUGCUGAACCUAAUCCAACAGGUAACGAUGGACCUUAUACUGAGCAGAUGGGAGGCUGUGGAGAAAAGGGUGAUAGAAUUUAUCUCACUCCUGACUUCCUAGCUGGAAAAAAGUUGCUUCAAUAUGGACCACAAGGAAGGGCAUUUGUCCAUGAAUGGGCUCAUCUACGAUGGGGAGUAUUUAAUGAAUAUAAUAAUGACCAGAAAUUCUACCUAUCCAACAAAAGAAGAAAACCAGUAGUAUGUUCAGAAGGUUUUACUGGUGAUACUGUAAUACAGAAGUGUCAAGGAGGAAGCUGUGUCACUCAACCAUGCAAACUUGACAGAAAAACAGGACUGUAUGAAGAAGGAUGUGAAUUCAUACCUCAUAAGGGGGAGAAGGCUUCCAUAAUGUAUUCACAAAGUAUUGAUACUGUGGUUGAAUUCUGUACAGAUAAAAAUCACAAUAGAGAAGCCCCAAACGAGCAAAACAAAAAAUGCAAUCACCGAAGCACAUGGGAAGUGAUCCAAGAUUCAGAGGAUUUUAAGACAACAACUCCUAUGACAACACAGCCACCCAGUCCCACCUUCUCAUUGCUGCAGAUCGGACAAAGAAUUGUGUGUUUAGUCCUUGAUAAGUCUGGAAGCAUGACGAUUGGUAACCGCCUUAACCGACUGAAUCAAGCAGGCAAACUCUUCCUUCUGCAGACGGUUGAGCAAGGGUCCUGGGUCGGGAUGGUGACGUUUGACAGUGCUGCCUAUGUACAAAGUGAACUUGUACAGAUAAACAGUGCCACUGAAAGAGACACGCUUACCAAAAGCUUACCCACAAUAGCCUCAGGAGGAACAUCCAUCUGCUCUGGGCUUCGAUCAGCAUUCACUGUGAUUAAGAAGAAAUAUCCAACAGAUGGAGCUGAAAUCGUCUUACUGACCGAUGGGGAGGACAACACGAUAAGUGCAUGCUUUGACGAGGUGAAGCAAAGCGGAGCCAUCAUCCACACAGUCGCCCUGGGGCCGUCUGCAGCACAGGAACUAGAGGAGAUGUCAAAAAUGACAGGAGGUUUGCAGACAUAUGCUUCAGAUCAGGUUCAGAAUAAUGGCCUCGUGGAUGCUUUCGCGGCCCUUUCAUCAGCAAACAAAGCUGUCUCCCAGCGCUCCAUUCAGCUUGAGAGUAGGGGAUUAACCCUCCAGAACAGUCAGUGGAUGAAUGGCACAGUGACUGUGGACAGCACUGUGGGGAAAGACACUUUGUUUCUCAUCACCUGGACAACUGAUCUUCCCCAAAUCCUUCUCUGGGAUCCCAGUGGAAACAAACAAGAUGGCUUUGUAGUGGAUAAAAAGACCAAAAUGGCCUACCUCCAAAUCCCAGACAUUGCCAAGGUUGGCAUUUGGAAAUACAGCCUACAAGCAAGCUCCCAAACCCUAACUUUGACUGUCACCUCCCGUGCAUCAAGUACUACUUUGCCUCCAGUUACAGUGACCUCUAAAAUGAACAAAGACACAGGCAAAUUCCCUAGCCCUGUGGUAGUUUAUGUAAAGAUUCACCAAGGAACCAAGCCAAUUCUCAGGUCCAAGGUCACAGCACUAAUAGAAUCAGUGGAUGGGAAAACAGUUACCUUGGAAUUAUUGGACAAUGGAGCAGGUGCUGAUGCUACUAAGGAUGAUGGUAUCUAUUCAAGGUAUUUUACAGCUUAUGAUACAAAUGGUAGAUACAGUGUAAAAGUGUGGGCUCUGGGAGGAGUCAACACAGCCUCUCAGAAGGUAUCACCCCAGCGAAAUGGAGCCAUGUACAUACCUGGCUGGAUUGAGAAUGGUGAAGUAAAAUGGAAUCCACCAAAACCUGAAAUUAACAAGGAUCAAGGCAAGCAAGUAUGUUUCAGCAGAACGUCCUCAGGAGGUUCAUUUGUGGCCACUGAUGUUCCAAAGGCCCCCAUACCUGAUCUCUUUCCACCAUGUAAAAUUACUGACCUGAAGGCAAAAAUCGAAGGGGACAAUCUCAUUAAUCUGACUUGGACGGCUCCCGGGGAUGAUUAUGAUCAUGGAAGAGCUGACAAGUACAUCAUUAGAAUAAGCACAAAUAUUCUUGAGCUCAGAGACAAGUUCAAUGAAUCGCUUCAAGUGAACACUACUGAUCUCAUCCCAAAUGAGGCCAACUCAGAGGAAGUCUUUGUGUUUAAACCAGAAACCAUCACUUUUACAAAUGGCACGGAUCUCUUCAUUGCUAUACAGGCUGUUGAUGAGGUCAGCCUGAAGUCAGAAAUCUCCAACAUUGCACAAGUAUCUUUGUUUAUUCCCCCAGAGAUUCCUCCAGAAAAACCAAGUCCUUCUCUUCCUUGUCCUGAUAUUAGUAUCAACAGCACCAUUCCUGGUAUUCAUAUUUUAAAAAUUAUGUGGAAGUGGCUAGGAGAAUUACAAAUUUCCUUGGGCUGAGUUUUCCUGAGAUAAAUCAUUCAUCCUUCUUUUGAUUAUAAAGAUUUAUAGAAUGUAUUUUAGAUUUCCUGUAUGAGGCAAUUUAAUGAAAUAAAAUACUAAAAACUGGGUACACAUGCAUAAAAAGUA